Molecule: messenger RNA, 8141 nt
Organism: Rhincodon typus (whale shark)
Lineage: Eukaryota; Metazoa; Chordata; Chondrichthyes; Orectolobiformes; Rhincodontidae
Gene: lama5
Product: laminin, alpha 5
Exons: 62
Coding region: 54-8141 (2695 amino acids)
Biological process (GO): regulation of embryonic development; regulation of cell migration; regulation of cell adhesion
Cellular component (GO): basement membrane
Molecular function (GO): signaling receptor binding
Source: RefSeq, a predicted model, not a curated record
CAUGCAGGUCUAGUGAGGCUCCUUGCCUGCAGCAAUUUCCGCCUCUUAAUCCCAUGAAACAUCAACUCUUUCAUGUGGCAUAUGUGCUCAUCAAGUUUGCAAAUUCUCCGCGGCCAGAUCUUUGGGUUCUUGAGCGAUCUACAGACUUUGGAGAAGCCUACUCCCCUUGGCAGUAUUUCGCUUCUUCCAAAAGAGACUGCAUUGAGAAAUUUGGACCGAAGUCUGUGGAACGCAUUAUUAAGGAUGAUGAUGCUAUCUGUACCACGGAGUAUUCACGUAUUGUGCCUCUUGAAAAUGGGGAGAUUGUAGUUUCCUUGGUAAAUGGACGACCAGGAGCCAUGAACUUUUCUUAUUCUCCUGUGCUCCGUGACUUCACCAAAGCUACUAAUAUCCGUCUGCGGUUCCUCCGAACGAACACCCUCUUGGGCCAUUUGAUGGGCAAGGCCUUGCGGGACCCAACUGUUACACGACGGUAUUACUACAGUAUUAAGGAUAUCAGCAUAGGUGGACGUUGUGUGUGUAAUGGUCACGCUGAUGUUUGUGAUGCUAAGGACUUAUCGAAUCCAUACCGACUUCAAUGUGAUUGCCAACACAACACAUGUGGAGUGUCAUGUGACCAUUGUUGCCCUGGAUACAAUCAACUGCCUUGGAAACCAGCUACGAUAGACAGUGCAAAUGAAUGUGAACCCUGUAACUGCAAUGGCCAUGCCUUUGAAUGUGUGUAUGACCCUGAAGUCGAUGAACGCAAAGGAAGCUUGAAUAGCCAUGGCCGUUAUGAAGGAGGCGGUGUCUGCAUUAAUUGUCAAGACAACACUGCUGGGGUCAACUGUGAACGAUGUGUGCAUGGAUAUUAUCGUGCACCUGACAUGCCAGCAGAUUCUGUGAAUGCUUGCCUUCCUUGUAAUUGCAAUUCAGAGUUCACAGAAGAUGCCUGUGAGGAUAACACAGGCCGUUGUUACUGUAAGUACAAUUACGCUGGUGACAACUGUGACUACUGUGCUGAGGGAUACUACAACUUUCCCAAUUGUUACCCUUUACCAGUGGAUCCCACACAAUCGACAGGGGCUCUCAUUCACGUUGGGAAAAUAAUAAACUGUGACUGCAGUGCAGCGGGAACCCAGAACAAUGACUGCCAGCCAGACCCGAGCACGGGGCACUGUAACUGCAAGCCAAACUUUACAGGUCGCUUCUGUAAACAGUGCAUGCCCCAUCACUUCGGUGCAAACUGCCAGCCAUGUCGUUGUUUGGGCCCAGGCGUUACCGGUGGGAGCUGCAAUGAAGAGACUGGACAGUGCAUUUGUCGUCAGGGGUUUGAAGGUUUCUACUGUGACCAGUGUGCCCCUGGCUACUUUAACUAUCCACUCUGUCAACUGUGUAGCUGCAGCAUUGCUGGUAGCUUGCCUGAGGUUUGUGAUCACUCUGGCCGUUGCCUGUGCAAGCCCGAAUUCGAUGGAGCUCGCUGUGACCAAUGUGCUACUGGAUUCCAUUCCUACCCUCGCUGCCAUGCUUGUUCCUGUGAUGUUCGUGGGUCAGUGGACAAUUUCUGUGGGUCUACAGGCCAGUGCCAGUGUCAUCCCAGUUACGCGGGCCCCACGUGCAACCAGUGUGCACCUGGUUUCUAUGGAUACCCCAGCUGUACAGCUUGCCGCUGUACCUUGGAAGGCUCAUAUAUUAACUCUUGUGACCAAGAAACUGGGGGGUGUAGCUGUCGCCCACGUGUGACAGGGCUGCACUGUGACACAUGUGUCGAAGGAGCUUAUGGGUUUCCUGAUUGUCGAGUGACUUCCUGUGACCCAGCUGGCUCUACAUCUCUCUCCUCUGACAUUGAAUCCUGUCAAUGUCGGGAAAAUGUUGAAGGUUCAGCAUGCGAUAAGUGCAAGCCUCUUUAUUGGAAUCUUUCAAUAGAAAACCCAUGGGGAUGUACCAGUUGUCAGUGCCAUAUUGAAGGUACAUUAAGUGGUGUUGCAGAGUGCCAGCAGAGUGAUGGCCAAUGUUUCUGUAAGCCGAAUGUCUGCACUCACCAUUGUACAACUUGUAAAGCAGGGUACUAUAACCUCAACCGUGGGAAUUAUUUUGGCUGUCAAGGCUGUCAGUGUGAUAUAGGAGGCUCCGUGGGUAGUGCAUGUGCUGACCGUUCAGGAAGUUGUCAAUGCAGACAGAACAUCGAAGGACGUACAUGCAACCAAGCAAGGCCUGAUCAUUACUUCCCUGAUCUGCAUCAUCUGGGGUUUGAGAUUGAGGAUGGUACGACCCCUGAUGGGAGGGCCGUUCGUUUUGGCUUUAAUCCACUUGAGUUUGAAAACUUUAGCUGGCGGGGGUAUGCGCAGAUGUCUCCAAUUCAGCCUAAGGUAGUUGUGACUGUCAAUGUGACUUCUCCUGACCUGUUUCGCAUUGUCUUCCGCUAUGUGAACCGCGGAUCUACUGAUGUGAAAGGAAUGGUCAUGGUCAGCGAAAUAAGUCUUGAAUGUGGGAACUGUUCUGAACAGACAAAGCAGAUCAUUUUUGCCCCCAGCACGGAGCCAACUUUUGUUACCGUGCCACAGAAUACAUUUGUGGAACCAUUUGUGCUUAAUCCUGGGGCAUGGUCUGUGGUCAUCGAAGUAGAGGGAAUCCUCUUGGAUUACCUGGUCCUUCUACCAAGUGCUUACUAUGAAGCACCAAUCCUCCAGCUCAAAGUGACUGAACCCUGCACCUAUACAAUAACUCCUCAGGACACCACUCAAAAUUGUUUGAUGUACAGGCACCUACCCCUGGAUGGCUUCCCCUCAAUCAUGGCUACCGAAGGCAUGUGUGCCCUUGACAACUAUCUCCAUAGCCAGUGUCAUGUGGUGCAGCCCACUCCAAGGCAUCCAUCAAUGGUUCUUCUCAAUGCUGAGCAGGUUAAUGUCCAGAUGGUGAUGAGAGUUCCACAUUCAGGAACCUAUGUGGUGCUGAUUGAAUACGCAACUGAGACAGAUCCAGGCCAAAGCAUCAGUGUCCAUGUGAAUGCUCUAGGAGGCCAAGAGCAGCCAGACACCAUCAGGCUGAAUUAUUGCAAAUACAGUUUUCUGUGUCAUGGGGUUGCAAUCGACUCUUUGAACCGUGUCGCUGUGUAUGAAUUACCAACCAACGUUGAACUGCAGAUCAUUGCUGACUCAGCCAACAUCCUUCUGAACAAAGUAUAUCUCAUACCCCAUGAACAGUUCACCAUGGAAUACAUACUGCCAGGAGUACAUUGCAUCAGUACUCAUGGAACAUUUGCACCAGACAGUGGCUCCUGCACCACCUCCAGGUUCCAGAAGCCUUCUCAGUCGAUCAUCCUGACAGAAGGCAAAAUUUCCUCUCCCUCGACAUUGCUGCACCUCUAUCCAGUCAGAACCCUUGACCGACCACAACAGCCUCCCAUUCAACCACGUACCAUUGUGGAGACAGCUGACUUGAUCUUACUUCGGUCCCCUCAGACUGUUGCCACCUUCAGCAGCCGUAUUCCAACUCUGGGGCGAUACGCCUUUGUGAUUCACUUCUAUCAACCAGAGCACCCUUCCUACCCCACUGAGGUGCUGAUUAAUGGAGGCCGGAUUUGGCAAGGUCAUGUCAACACUUCAUUCUGUCCCCAUGGUUAUGGUUGCCGUAGUUCAGUCCUUUCUGAAAAUAAGAUUAUCCUGGAUAUAACUGACAACGAUGUGUCCAUUAUCAUUCGCGUGCCUGAUGGCAAGACUCUGUGGUUGGCCUACAUUUUGAUCAUACCAGAAGCCAGUUACAAUUCAAACUACCUCGUCGAAGAACCUUUAGACAAAUCUUAUGAUUUCAUAAGCACCUGUGGAGGAAACAGUUUCUAUAUCAACCCCAGGACAGCUUCAAAAUUCUGCAAAGACUCUGCAGUGUCCCUAGCCGCAUUCUACAAUAACGGUGCUCUGCCUUGCAUGUGCCAUGAAGUGGGUGCUACCAGCUCAUCCUGUGACCCCUUUGGAGGGCAGUGCAAUUGCCGACCCAAUGUGAUUGGCCGUGACUGUUCCCGUUGUGCUACUGGCUAUUAUGGAUUCCCUAACUGCAGACCGUGUAAUUGUGGCAAGCGUUUGUGUGAAGAGGCCACAGGUCACUGCAUCUGCCCCCCACGGACCAUUCAACCCGAGUGCAUUGUCUGUGAGCCACAGACGUUUGGUUGCCACCCACUGGUUGGCUGUGAAGAAUGCAACUGCUCACACUCGGGAAUUCGAGAUAGGACCAGGCCUGGAUGCAACAGUGAGAGUGGACAGUGCAGGUGCAAGCCUAAUAUAACUGGACGUCGGUGUGAUCGCUGUGCUCCUGGAUACUACCACUACCCUGACUGCAUGCCAUGUAAUUGUAAUGAGGCUGGAACCCAAGCCAGCAUCUGUGACUCUGUCACUGGGCAAUGUCAUUGCAAGGAAAAUGUGGAAGGUCCACAGUGUGACACCUGCCGCCUGGGAACAUUCUACUUGGAUCCAGCCAAUCCCAAGGGUUGUACCAGCUGCUUCUGCUUCGGAGCUACCGAUCGGUGCCAGAUCUCCAAUAAGAGAAGAACUGCGUUGGAACAUACGAUUGGCUGGAAGUUGAUGAGUAGUGAUCGUCAAGAGCUGCUGGUAACUCCCAAUCCUGAGGACAGAGAGGUUGCAGCUGAUGUGGCCGAUAUCUCCCAGGAGCUAUACUGGCAGGCACCACCUCCUUACCUUGGAGACCAGAUUUCGUCAUACGGAGGGUACUUGAUGUAUCAGCUUCGGUCUGAAGUGCAACGCGGUGACAUCAUCUCUUUACCAGUUGAAUCCCGCCCUGAUGUGAUUUUGAAGGGCAACCAAAUGACCAUUAUGUAUGUGGCAAAGGAUUACCCAGCACCUGGAGAACUGCACGAAAGUUGGCUUCAACUGGUGGAGAGUAAUUUCAGGCAUGCGCAAACACACAAUCCUGUGUCCAGAGAAGAAAUGAUGAUGGUGUUGGCGAACCUGGAUGGUCUUCAGAUUCGAGCCCUUCACUCCCAAUUGGCCAAGCUUGUUGCACUGAGGAAUGUGAUACUUGAGCAAGCUUCUGACGCUGGAGAAGGGAGUGUGGCCAGCAAUGUGGAAAUCUGUCACUGUCCAGCUAAUUAUAUGGGGGAUUCCUGUCAGGACUGUUCUCCAGGCUAUUAUCGAGAUACAAAGGGUCUUUUCCUGGGUAAAUGUGUGCCUUGUAACUGCAAUGGCCACUCAGACCAGUGCCUCGAUGGAUCAGGAAUUUGUGUUAACUGCCAGCAUAACACUGAAGGAGAGAACUGUGAGCGCUGUAAGACUGGCUUAGUUGAAAAUGCGACAGUUGGAGCAGCAUCGCUUUGUGUUCAGUGUCCCUGUCCCCUCACUGUUUCUUCUAACAACUUUGCGAAGGAUUGUAUCAAUCAUGGAGAUCGUACACAGUGCCUCUGUAAGCCAGGCUAUGCUGGUUUAAAAUGUGAAAGGUGUGCCCCAGGUUACUUUGGAAAUCCAAUGGUAUUGGGCAGUGAAUGUCAACCAUGCAACUGUAACGGCAAUACAGAUUCUAAUAUGCUUUUCAGUAAUUGUGAUUCGCUGACUGGUAUUUGCCUGGGCUGCAUGCAUAACACUGCUGGGCCUCAUUGUGAACUCUGCGCACCAGGUUUCUAUGGCGAUGCAGUGGUAGCCAAGGACUGUGCUCCAUGUAAUUGUUCACCAUGUGGCACAGAAUCAUGUGAUGAUAGGACUGGUGAGUGUCAGUGCAAACCUGGUGUGACAGGACCACACUGUGACCAAUGUGAGGCUGGAUAUUAUGGAUAUGACAGCUGUGCUGGCUGCCGGAGAUGUUCCUGUGAUGUUGCUUCUCAGAACAAAAUCUGUGACAUUCAGACUGGCCAGUGCCCCUGUAUGCCUGGUGUGACUGGACUCCGGUGUCAGCAUUGUGCACCAGGGUACUGGAACUACUCUUCACAUGGAUGCAGAAGGUGCAAUUGUAAUGGGGGAUCAUGUAACCCUCGGACUGGUGACUGCACAUGUAACAAUGGUUUGGGAGGCAGACAGUGUGAUACCUGUUUACAGACGCAUCAGAUCCCUGUUGGUGACCAUUUGGAUUCCAUGAAGUGUGAGCCUUGCGAUAGUUGUGUGGUGGCCCUUUUGGAAGACCUCAACAGGACAGCUGCAUUGCUGCCUGACAUCAGGGGACAGCUUUCAAACUUGACCGCAAGUUCCAUCGCGUGGGCACGCAUGAACGCUCUGAGUGAUAACAUCGGACAGCUUUCGGAUGAACUGAGCAAGCAGCGUGCGUCACAGGAUCAAACCAAAGAUCAUACUGAUGAGCUGGAGACUGACAGCAUGAAUUUAAUACAAGACCUGGUAGCGUACGAAGAAAAGGUCACCAUGAUAAAUAAGGACGUUGUGGUGCUGGGAGAGAGUAUUGGUGGAACCCACCAGCAUACUAAUGGCUUGCUUAACAGUAUCACAGAUCUCAAAGGGAACAUUUUAGAUCUGAUUGAUAAGAUGAACAAGACACAGUUGGAUACCAGCAUGCCAUCUCCUGAUGAAUUUGUACAGAAACUUGCUGAGGUGGAAAAGUUAUUGAAAGAAAUGAGAGGCCGAAAUUUCAGCAGUCAGCACGAUAUAGCUGAGAGCGAGAAAGAGGAGGCAAAAAAACUACUUGAACGAGUGGAGAAGCAGCUGGAGAAACCGUUACAAGAUAUUAAUGAUCUUGUUGAACACCUAAGUGAUAAACUGCUGAAGUAUAAUAUGGAAUUAAUGGACCUUAGGGAUGCCCUUAACGAAGCAGUUAAUAAAACUGGACAAGCCAAUGAAAAGAACAAUAUCAAUGAGCAUUUACUGGCAGAGAACAUGCAAAAAGUUGAGGAACUGGAAGACCGGUACAAGCAAGUAAAGGAAGUGCUGAAAAUGGCCAGUGAUUCCUUAGCGCAGGUUUCUGACCUCCUCCAGAUGUUUGAUGUUGCUAAGGAGGAAUAUGACAGACUGGCUGCAAUGUUGGAUGGUGCCAGAAUGCCCCUCAUUGAAAAGGUGAAAAAAUUCUCACCAGCAAGCAGCAAAAUUCCAAUUAUUGAGCAUGCUGAGGAACAUGCGCGGUUUCUGGAUGAGCUUGCGAAAAAUUUGUCCAGGGCAAUUGAAGAUACAAACCAAGAUGGAUUUAUUCAGCGAGCAGUGAAUGCAUCCAAUGCAUAUGCUGGUAUUAUUGAGGCAGUGGAAACAGCCAAGGCUGCAGCAAAGGAGGCAGAUGAGGCAGCAAUGAAGGCUUUAAAGCAAGUGAUGGAUGAAGAUUUGGCUCAACAAGCUGCUGAUUUGAAGAAGGCAGGCACACUGCUAGAGAAGGAGGCUAAGAAAGCUCAGAAGAAAUCUGAAGAAGAACUGAAGCCGAAACUGAAAGCGUCGAAGGAGCGGCUGGAAGAUGCAAAGACCAAGAAGGAGCAACUCCUCAGUCAGCUGACGUCACUUCAAGAUAUGCUGAAAGACAUUAAUAGAGGUUCACUGGAACCAGUGAAUCCAGCCACUGAAGGGCUUAUUGUCGCUGUUGCUGUGGUGCAGAGAAGGCACAGAGAAACGGAGGAGGAACUGAUGCACCAGCAAGCCCAGGGCCAGCAGCAUCCUCCAACAGAAGCUGAACAGUCUCUGCACAGAGGGAUCACAGCUGAAGGUCCCCUCACGACGUGCAUUACGGUUCCUGUAUGUGACAGCCUCACAUUGAACAAUGAGAAGAUGCCAGGUUACACUGAGCAUUUGGGACUUAGAGUUAUGGCCAAUUCUCGACCUGGUGCAGGGCUGGACUUUAAAGAUGACACCAGCACCUACGGUAUCCCAGCAGUGCUGAGUAAUUAUACCUAUGGCGAGGGGGGAAAGAAUGUGUCAAGUGGGGCACCACUGGGGACACGGUGCAUUGGUAAUGGAGGUGCAGCGCUGGACUUUAAAGAUGGCACCAGCACCUAUGGUAUCCCAGCAGUGCUGAGUAAUUCUGCCCAUGGCGAGGGGGAGAAUGUGUCAAGUGGGGAACCACUGGGGACACGGUGCAUUGGUAAUGGAGGCAUUGCAACAACACUAAAGACUUCCCGAAUCGACAGCGUCUCAACCAAAUCAACGGGUAUCCUUGGACCAAGCCUACAGCUCACUUGUAAGUAUUCUUGGACUGCAUACCUGGAACAGCUGAUGGCUCGUGCUAAUAGAAAUAGCUAA